AUGAUUGUUCAGCCGACAUUAUCACCGAUAUCCUUAACCCAGUGGAUACAUCCCGCGAUUGCGAUUCUUUUAGCUACUUUCUGCUUAUUGACCGUUGCUGGCAACUGUCUUGUGGUGAUCGCAGUUUGCACGAAACGAUAUUUGAGGAAUCCAACUGGUUAUUUGAUAGUAUCGUUGGCGUUGGCUGAUUUGAUUGUUGGUUUGGUUGUGAUGCCGUUGAAUAGUUUAUUUGAGAUGACUCGACACAAGUGGAUACUCGGUCUGACCGUAUGUGACGUGUUCCAUGCACUAGACAUACUCGCCUCAACCAGCUCCAUAUGGAAUUUGUGUGUGAUCGCGUUGGACCGUUAUAUGGCUGGCUAUGAUCCGAUCGGAUACAGGGAUAAAGUCUCCACGCAACGCAUCACACUCGCCAUCUGCGCUGUCUGGAUUUUGAGUGCUUGUCAGUUAGAAUACUUUGCAUUUCAUUUCAGUCGCUUUUCGCUACAUCCAUUUUCAGGUCUCUCUUUUCCGGCUAUUGUUUGGUGGCGUAAAACUUCACCACACUUAUAUCUAGAUCAGUUGCGUAAAAGCAAUCGCAAGUGCGCAUCAUCGGAUACGCAACGGUGCUAUGCGACUAAUGCUGACGAUACGAUCCGCAUCCAUUUCGGCAAGAAGUCCACUCAAAAGCACGUUCGAUACAGCAAAACGAGCACUGUCUCGUCUCUAUCCACGUCCACCACCAACUACUAUAAUAAAACCAAGAGCAAACUCCCCUCAAACGAUCACCACCACUACCCUCUCCUUUCCCAUUCCACUACAAAUCAUAUGACUGCCACUACAAGCUCAUCGAUCAGCAGCAGCAGCAGCAUCACUCUAAGUAAUUACAAGUGCAAUAGCACUACUAAUAAGCCAUCUUCAUGUCUCAUUAUCACAACAACAAGUAAAACAACGAAGCAUUCCACUCAAAACUCGAAAAAUCCAUCAAUCAAACGGGUCUCAUCACUAGCCCUCUCGGAACCUUCAUUCGAUCAGAACGCCGCUCAUUUUAAGCGCCGAACGAACAGUCUGAACGCAGCACCACAACAAAUAUUAUCUUCUCACUUCAAAUGCUCCUCUAUUGACGGCAAACGUCACAUCAACAAUCACCAUAACAGUCACAAUAAUACCUCCUCAAAACAAGCAAAUGGAUGUGAUUCAGUUCCGAAACAACGCCACUCUAACAGCACCACUCUAAAAGCACCCAUCACUAACACCAAUCAUAACGAUGCUUCAAUGAAAUGCUUCAAUCCCACAUCUCAAUACUCCUUCCUGACCAGUUCACCGAGCAAUCGCAAACGCUACGGUGCAAUCCAUGCUCAUCAUCAAUUACAACGGCCCACUCACAAUCAUCAAACUAACAACCCACCUCAUAAAACAACCCUCACAAGCCAUACCAGCCAAAUUCCUCCGUGUUCAUUGACUCAUGCAAAUGUUCUAUCAAGAUCGUGCUCGUCAUCAGUAUUGCUCUCAUCUGGCCCACUCUCAAAAUCAGCUCAACUCGACGCAACAGUCAGAUCACCUCGUCCAACUGCAAAUCCAAUCGCAACUCCAUCCUCACCACUACUACCAGCCACAAGAUCAGUGCCUCUACAACAAGUAUCACGACAAACGUCCUCCAAUAAAAUGAAGUUAGGCGUACGUGAGAAGUCACGUCGUAUGAUUCGCUAUAUGCAUGAGCAACGUGCCGCACGCACCCUAUCCAUUGUUGUCGGUGUAUUUAUCGUGUGCUGGACACCGUUCUUCAUAUUCUCACCUAUUAUGACACUCUGUCAAAAGUGCGUGAGCAGUCGUGAAUUGGUCUUUUCGAUCAUCACUUGGGCUGGUCACUUGAACUCGAUGCUGAAUCCUUUCAUAUACUCACGAUUCAGUCGCGAAUUCAGACGUGCAUUCAAGCAGAUUCUGACGUGUCAACGUGCCCGCAAAACACACAUCAAAUCCGCCAUCCGCACACCACUCAGCAUCGUGUUCGCCCAACUCAUUUCAAUCACCCAAUUCUGGGAACAACCAACCAACCGCUCAUCACCACCAUCUCAUCAACAACUAUCACCAGCACUACAACCCACUCAUCACCCUUCAAGCCCAUCUGCUCGUCAUGUACAAUUCCCCACCUCUCCU
Anisakis simplex (herring worm) is the source of this 2136-nucleotide messenger RNA. NCBI's taxonomy places the organism in Eukaryota, Metazoa, Nematoda, Chromadorea, Rhabditida, Anisakidae. The record is from the annotation of a GenBank genome assembly.